AUGGGCAUUCGUUUUAUCACAAUUCACAGUACAGGCGUAGCUUAUUUACGACUUUGCCCCUUCUUGGAUAUGAUAUGGGGUAGAGUCAGGUGUGUGAUACUUGAUUCUGAAACAAGCCAUAGUUCAACAAUGUCCCGAUAUAAUUCAGAUUGCAAAGUUUAUGUGGGAGAUCUUGGAAACAGUGCUUCCAAACAAGAAAUCGAAGAUGCUUUCAGGUACUAUGGACCUCUUAGGAAUGUUUGGGUUGCCAGAAACCCACCUGGUUUUGCUUUUGUGGAAUUUGAGGAUCCAAGGGAUGCUGAAGAUGCAAUGGCAGAAGCGUAUGUGGAAGGAGAGCUAGAGUUGAAAUGUCUAAUGGUAAAGCUGGAACUAACCGUAGCCGGGGACCUCCUCCAAGAUCAAGGGGGCGUCCGUUUCAUCCCGAGGAUAGGUGCUAUGAAUGCGGAGACAGGGGUCAUUAUGCCAGAGAUUGUGGAAAAAACAGAAGAAGCCGCAGAGAUAGCAGAUCUCGUAGCAGGUCCAGAAGCCGUUCCCGUGAUCGUCGCACCAGAUCCCGUAGCAAUUCGAGGUCUCGCAGCCGUUCUAGGUCUGGCAGAUCGAGGUCAGCACCGAAGAAGAGCAGAUCUCGUUCUAAUGACAGAGAAGAGAAGCGCUCUCGUUCUCGCUCCCAAAGCAGAUCUGCUCCCAAGGAAAACGGGAAUGGAAACAGUAGCGAAAUAGAAUAGAUUGUAAUAGUUUGAUGUUGUGUAAUGUGUAUAUUACAUUUCUCAUAGUUUAAGGGGAAACCGUAUAUUUCAUUACUAGUCCGGAAAAUAAGGAUUUUUUCGUGCGCUCGCAACAAAUUUGAGGGGCAGCUGAACACAGGAAGCCAUGCAAGAACGGAAAAAUCCAUUUCUAGAUGUGUAAUGAACAAUAUUUUUUUAUUAUACUUAACUGGAAACAACAUGAACAAAAAUUUCAUUCCAUAAACAACAUUUCUGGUUUUCCAGGGUGAACAACCCUCUUCACAAGAUUUGACUGGCACAGAUGCAAUAUUGAUUGAUGUCUUAUAAUACAGAAAAUGUUGAUAAAAUUUUAAAGUUUCAAUUAUAUUGGAGAAGUCAGUCAACUCUUGACUAGACCCCCUUAACUAUUAUUAUUUCAAUUAUAAAUUUGCUUUGUAAAGAAAAGGAAAUUUAUUAUAAAUAAACUAAUCUGGUAUUCUCGGUUUUAAGUCAAAGAAACAUGUAAGUUUUCAUGAUAUUGUUGUGUCAAGCAUUAACUUCUUAUGGGAGCAAACCACAUUGGAAAGAAUAGAAAUGACAUAAGAUUUCAAAUUUGGAUAUAACACUUUAAAUUCCAUUGUUUGCCUUGGAAUAUUUUAUCAGUUUACCCUGAAGAAUCUAUUUACAAAUUUAUUUUAUCGAGUUUAAAAAUUGAUUGUAUAGCGUACCUACUUUUUAUUAUUGUUUAUAUUAUUUUAUAUACUUUUAAUUAUUAUGUAUUUUAAUAUACUUUUUUUUAUAUCUUGUCCAUUUUUGUUAUGGAUUAAUGUCUUGUGUUUUGGCUCGAUUCAGAACUAGGUCUAAAAACGUUUAAAAUAAUAAUUCACACAAGUUAUUAGUAACAGCAACUAAAUUGCAAAAUUGUUUUGAUCAGUUCUUGAAUUACUUUUUAUUUAUCGCCUUAUUACUAUUUAUUCGUUAGUUUUAUCAAGUAACAUUAUAAAGACAAACUUUCUUUUAAUAACAAUUGUUAUGUUUCCUUAAUAUCUGGGAAUAAUACGACUGUGUAACAAAUUUUGCACGUUAGACGAUUCGAUUAUAGAGAAACAUUUACUACAGAUAAAUAAUAAAUACGACGAAUUUAUAUGAAAGACAAAAAACAAACGUUUUCGACAAAUAUUUUAAUUCAUCAAUACUAAAAAUAGGAAACACUUGGAUUUAAUAAUUCAAACGGAUGCUCAACAAUCGUUCCAAUUCGCGGCAAACAUGAAAAUUGCCAAAAUUUGAAUACCUGAACUGAAAUCUUUGUAGAUUAGGGAGUGGAUUUGCCAUAAUCCAUUUUCAUAUAAAUUUACUCGAACUUUUGCUGUUCCAGUGUUAAAUUAUUAAAGUUCUCAAUACAAUUGAGUUUAAUUUGUCGAAUUGAAAUUUUUGAAUAAAAAUUAUCACCAAACGUUUAAAUUGAGCAAUUUAAAAUUAUUGAUUGAAAUGUUUUAAACCGUCGAAUUCACUUUAAAUCAACUAAUGGUAUCGUAUCUGGCAUUCAAUAUUAAAUAUCUACCUGUGUUUGUUUCAAAAACCUAGAUCAUUCAAAUUGUUUGCUGUACUGGAAUAAUUCGUGAAAUAUUUUGUUGAUAAAAGUAUAAAACUAAUGAAUAAAAAAUAAGUCUUUUAGAUUUUGAUUAAAGCCAACACAAAUCUUUAUGUAAUUGCUUAGAUUAUAAUUGUAUUGUGAAUGUAAGUAACUUUAAUUAAAUGGCUUAGAA
Messenger RNA from Ceutorhynchus assimilis (cabbage seed weevil), 2470 nucleotides. The record is from the annotation of a GenBank genome assembly. Lineage: Eukaryota; Metazoa; Arthropoda; Insecta; Coleoptera; Curculionidae.